Molecule: messenger RNA, 1500 nt
Organism: Cheilinus undulatus (humphead wrasse)
Lineage: Eukaryota; Metazoa; Chordata; Actinopteri; Labriformes; Labridae
Product: macrophage mannose receptor 1-like
Exons: 6
Coding region: 125-1156 (343 amino acids)
Source: RefSeq, a predicted model, not a curated record
GGCAGUUUUCACCUAAAUAAAUUUGCAUGUGUGGCAGUGACAAGGUUCCUAUUUAACCCCAGUGUUAUUCCAGCAGCUGCAGAUCUUCAUUCUGAGCUGAGGGAGGAGGAGAGAAACGGCGAGGAUGGAGAAGGUUCUCCUGAGCAUCAUCUCUGCAGCAGGACUGUGUGCCGUUCUCUGUCAUGCUGAGCGUCGGUAUCAUUUUGUUUAUGAGGAGAAGAACAUGGCCGAGGCUCGGAGCUACUGCAGAGAGAAAUACACAGACCUGGCCACCAUAGACCACAUGAACGACGUGAAGAUCCUGAAUGACAUGGCAGAUUUGAGCAGAAUGAACUACUCAGAGUUCAGCUACCGAGCCUGGAUCGGUCUGUACGACGACAUGAACAGUUGGAGGUGGUCACUGACAAACACAAGUUUCUACAAACCUGGAGAAACCGAGUUUAGAAACUGGAAACCUGGACGACCUAAUAACUAUGGCAGCAGACAGCACUGUGUGGUCAUGGAUAUCAACGGACUGUGGAAUGAUCACUGGUGUGAUUUCCACCAACAGCCAGUCUGCAGUGAUGUUACAGGGUCCAAUGUGACAUUUGUCCUCGCCCCCACCACCAUGUCAUGGUCUGAUGCUGUGAUCUACUGCAGAGAACACCACACUGACCUGGCCAGUGUGAGGAACAUGGAGGAGAACCAGAAGAUAAAAGAGCUGGCAUCAGGACUAUUUGUCUGGAUUGGCCUCUCCAGGGAGUCCUGGAAGUGGGUGGAUGGAAGUAGAUCCACAUUUAGGUACUGGGGAGUUACUCAACCCAACAACCAGUUUGGAAAAGAGACGUGCGUGGCUGCUGACUUUGGAAACUCUGGCAAAUGGGAGGACUGCCAAUGCCACUACAAGAGAGCAUUCAUCUGCUACAGCGUCCCAGUCUCCAAACAAGUGAUCAAGGUGAGGCUGGUGAAGCAGAGCUCCUCUCUGGAUCUGAACGACCCUGCCGUGCUGGAGGACAUGCUGAAGGAGCUCAGACAGAAUCUGAGGGAUCAAGGGGUGACACAGGACGUCAGACUGAGCUGGAGGAAGCAGGCGGACGGAAAGGUGUUUCACAAAGAGAAGAAGAAGGAGAAGAAGAAGAGGAACAAAAUAAGAAUGACCAGAAAAACUGAUCUCUAGUCUCCUGUAAGAGUUUUAUGCUUACCACAGAACAGUUUUCCAUUCUGCCUCAGUCCAUUUUAAAUGAGCUUUGGCAUUGUUUCUGGAUUCUGUGAGACUCUGCCUCUCUAAAAUGCUCCUUUUAUACCCAGUCAUGUUCCUGAUCUGUCAUCAGUUAACCUAAUGAGUUGUAAAACACUCCUCCGGCUGUUUUCAUUAGUACUUACUUUUCCAGCCUUGUGUUGCCCUGUCCCAACUUUUUUGAGAUGUGAUACAUUCUGUUAGAUUCUGUUUUUAUUUGCAUUUUACACAGGGCCCCAGCCUUUUGGAAUUGGGGUUGUUGUUAAAGAGCUUCUUUCUUCGUA